Contarinia nasturtii (swede midge) is the source of this 1710-nucleotide messenger RNA. RefSeq lists its product as uncharacterized. The transcript is spliced from 3 exons. NCBI's taxonomy places the organism in Eukaryota, Metazoa, Arthropoda, Insecta, Diptera, Cecidomyiidae. The record is from RefSeq and is a predicted model, not a curated record. Bases 305 to 1591 code for a protein of 428 amino acids.
CAUUUGACGAGUGAUAAAGUUCUAAGCAGAAAUUUGGAUUUCUAGGCCUUAUGAUAAAAAAUAAUUUAAAAGAGUUCAAUUAAAUAAACAAGUUUGUCUCCAUAAAUUUGGGCACUGAUGUCAUCUUCUAUCUUUUAGUUAUUAACUAAUCUAUUAACUAAUCUUUUAACUAUAAAAAAGCAAACAGGUUUUUGAAGUAUUUCAGUACAGUAUUUGGUGGCACAUAGAGUGAAACGUUUACAGAAAAUAAAGACGGUUAAUUGAAUUGCUUGGAAUUAACGAAAGAAAUUUCUGAGGAAAAAAAAUGGCUGAAUCAUGCUUAUCUGAAAUUCCCACCGAUUUAGUUCGAUCGGUGCUGUGUGAAACAAUUGAAAAAAAGUUGAAGUCGAAAAAGUACAAGAUGACAGUGAGCUCGGCAUCAAAAGCUGGCGAAAGUAAUUUCAUUGGUAUUGUAUACCGUGUAACGUUCAACAAAGAGGGUGAAAACAGUUCGGAGAAAUUAAUUCUCAAAGUUGCGCCACAGAAUGCAGCGCGUCGGGAACAAUUCAAUUCACAUGAAUUGUUUUUGCAGGAAAUUCAAGCGUAUAAUGUGAUUUUGCCAUUUUUCCGAAAAUUCGAGCAAUCAAAAGGUUUGGUAGUUGAAAAGGAUGGAUUCUAUGAAAAUCCGGCAUGCUAUCGAACGAUCGAUGAAGAACCCAGCGAAUGUCUUCUGCUCGAAGACUUAAGUGUUCGAAACUUUUCCAUCAUUGAUCGAUAUACGGAAGAAAUUACUGCUGAUCAUGUGUUUCUGGUCAUGAAAGCAUUGGCCAAGUUACACGCAAUUUCAUUCGCAUUAAAAGAUCAACAGCCAGAAAAAUUCCAUGAGCUUGCUUCAAGUUUGAAAGAAAUGUUUAUACGGGACAAUGAUAUAUUCAUACGGAAAUUUUUCAACAAACAAUUCCAAGGUGUGUUCCAAGUGCUGAAUAAAGAAGAAGAUGCCAAUUUAUUGGCCAAAGUGAAAAAUUUAUUCGAAACAAAGGAUGUAUUGGAUGUCGCUCGUGAUUGUUUGGAUUUACAAGCGACCGGAUCAGGCGCUGUUAUAUCGCAUGGAGAUACAUGGCAAAAUAAUACAAUGUUCAGAUACGACAACAAUGGAAAACCGAUCGAAGUGAACCUUUUGGAUUGGCAAAUAUGCCGCUAUUCAUCUCCAAUCAUUGACAUCGUGUAUUUCAUGUCCUGUUGCACCACAAAAGAAUUGCGCGACACACAUUAUGACGAUUUCCUGAACGUGUAUCAUAGCAGCUUGUCUGCACAUGUUCGACGAUUGGGUUCAAAUCUUGAUAAAUACUUCCCUUAUGCUACGAUGCUAGAACAUUUCCGCAAAUUUGCAAAAUUUGGUUUGAUUUUGUCUACAGUGUUGCUGCCAAUGAUUACAACGGAUCGUGGAAAUGGCCUUGAUUUAGAUGAACUCGCUGAGAAGUUUAAAGACCAACCAGCAAAUAAUGAAGAUAUUGAUGCAUUUCAAGCAUUCAUAUCCGAGUCUUCGCAAAAUAAAUUCAAUAAACGUUUGCGAGACGUUGUUGUUGACAUGGAUCGAUUGGGAUACAUUUAAAACAGUAUUUCACUGUUGUUAAUUGAAAAAAAUGUGUUUUUAUAUGAUUUUCAGCAGUCUAUGUAUUUCGGAUGGAUAUCCAUCCGAGAUAUUUUAGAAUAUCUGGAUAUUUAACGCAA